GCUAUGGUCCUAGAAAAUGAGACAUCGUUGGCAAAGAUCGCGUACUCACUACCGCCCGGGAGUAUGGUCUACCUUCGACAAGACGACACAUUCUAUCUUAAGACAGAGAAGAAGGAAAAUGUUUGGAGGAUAAUUCAAAUGGAUACGGCCUCGCAGCCAAUAACGAUCGCAUCUCCACCACCGGCACAACCGACGCCAUCUCCGCAGGAGCCUUUCCCAAACAAUAGUGGAAAGCAGGUAACCAUACGCAUUCAAAUAAUGCAUGUCCAGCUGUACCUGAUUGCACACCCCGAGCCCCUUGAUGGACGACUGAGGUUUUGGGCAAAACUCGGCGGAGGACACUCGGGUGCCAUAUUCGCAUGCCAGCGGGAGGCGAACAAGAAACAUUUAGGCCAAUCUUUCUAUCCUCUCCUUAGUACUGAUAUGUUCAACAUGGAUUAUGUGGUGCCACCCAUGAAUCGAUACGGCCUGCCACUCGUUAAUAUUCGAGGUGAAACCAUCUUCAGUGACUUUGCGCAUCUAAUUAGAGGUCAAGAGAAACCUCGGGCACCAAUCCUCACCUUCGACGGGUCAAAUAUUUUUAAUGAUACCAGUGUACAAAGGGCUCCCUGUGUCUGGUUGGGUGCAAAACCAAUCUAUCGGAAUGGCGACUACGAGCAUGCCGCGCGCUCGAAGUGCCGCAACUGGCAAACCAAUGCUCCGACUGAGGGUGCACUGGCUGCGCACCUGCCGCCUAACGCCACUGGCCUGGUGGACAAAGACAAUAUCUACGAAGAGUCCUGUUCCAAGCAGUGCCUAAUACUCUGCAUCCAGAUUAUUACUCCGCAGGCAUCAACAGCCGAGAGUAACAACGCACACACCCCUUGA
Dibothriocephalus latus is the source of this 867-nucleotide messenger RNA. The record is from the annotation of a GenBank genome assembly. NCBI's taxonomy places the organism in Eukaryota, Metazoa, Platyhelminthes, Cestoda, Diphyllobothriidea, Diphyllobothriidae.